UGUAGGUGGCCGCACCUAGUAGGAGUCGUCACGUCAUUGAGGUGGUUCCCUAACAACAUCUCUAAGAUAUUUUAUUAAUCUAAUGCGACAUUCUGGGUGUAAUAUUCAGGCUACAAGGUACAAUGAGUCUCUCUGGGGGAAGAGAGGAGGAGGAGGGGGCGAUGGACUUUAAGAUUAGUCUCUCUGGGGGAAGAACGGAAGAAGAGGGGGCCACUACCUCUAAGAUGAGUUUCUCUGGGGAACGUGACACUGACAGUGUGGACCAUGGUGGAGAGUGCUGUUCAAAAUCCAAUCUUAGGAAAUAUGCCUCUGAUCUCACACUGGACCCAAACACAGCAUUCAGAGAGCUCUCUCUGUCUGAGCAGAACAGGAAGGUGACAAAGGUGAGAGACGAGCAGCCGUAUGCUGAUCACCCAGAGAGAUUUGRCUUCUGCAGACAGGUGCUGUGUAGAGAGGGUYUGACUGGGCGCUGUUACUGGGAGGUAGAGUGGAGUGGGGAAGGGGCUGAUAUAGCAGUGACAUAUAAAGGAAUCAACAGGAUAGGUGAUGGUAAUGACUGUGAUCUUGGAUUCAAUAUCAAGUCCUGGAGUGUGCACUGCUCUGAUGACGGUUACAAUGCCUGGCACAAUGACGAGAGAAUUGCCAUACCUGUCCCCUCCUCCUCCCACUCAAACAGAGUAGGAGUGUAUCUGGACUGGCCCGCUGGCACUCUGUCCUUCUACAGCGUCUCCUCUGACACACURAUCCGYGUGCACACAUUCCACUCCACAUUCACUGAGCCCCUCYACCCAGGGUUUGGGAUUUGGGCGACUGGCUCCUCAGUGACCCUGUGUCAGGUAGAAUAGCCUCCUGUUUCCUGGAGGAACAUCAGGGAAGUCACACUCCAGUUCAAACACCUGUAAGCAUGACAGAACACACACUUUCAGAAAAAAKKGUWUGGUUAGGGUACGACAUUGUUCCCUGGGGUACAAAUAUCAACAUACACCAUUAUGUACUUAUGUACACAUAGUAAUSUAGUACAAUGGUACAUUUUUGUACCCAAUAUUUUGAAUAUAAAAGUACAAUCAUUGGAGGUGUAGCUUAUUGGGGGAGUGGCUUUCAAUUAGUUAUUUUUGGMCACCCUUGAGUGGAAGUGUUGUACCAGUGGUCCAUGGUUAUGUUCAUUUGARUUUGAGCAUAUCUGAUGCUCGUUUUGAAGUCUUUAUAAAGACGUAUAUACAUAUGUAAGGARCAUGUGACAAUAAAGAGCUGUAAAUAAUAUUAUAGCGACAUUAACCCAACAUUGAGCCGCCUUGUCAAGAGGUAUGGACCUCUUGGCAUGAUGGGUAUGGUGCUGGUUUAACAGUCCCUGGACCCAGGUUCAAAUCCUGGUCAGGGCUACCCCCUGAAUUUAUUACCUUUGUGUCAGAAGGGGGAGGGUGAAAACUGUACAUGUGAGAGACCUGGUAUAGAAAAUAGGUAUAUUUAUUAUAAAGAAUUUGGUGGGUGCUUAUACUGUAUAUGUCUUAUACACAUGUGGUAAUUAGAAAUGAGAUGUUCUGCAUAUCACAAUUCCCCCAUCAUCAACAGCGACCCUGGAGCAAUUASGGUYAAGUGCCUUGCUCAAGGGCCUUGUYKGCUUGGGGAUUUGAACUAGCAACUUUUCCAUUACUGGCCCAACGCUCUAACCUCUAGGCUACAGUAACUGACACCACAAUUGUUUUCUGACAUCCCAGGUUUUGGCACUUAAAAUGAACAAAAAGCUUUGUCACUGAGGUUGUACCUUAAAAAGGAACAUUUGUACCUUUUUGGCUCUUUUAAUGUGCGGACUGCAAGGGUACUAUUAUGUUCCUAUAACAUAACUAAUGAGUAAUAAUAAUAACAGGAUACCACUAGAGUGACAAGCGUUUCCACCCCUUUAAGUACAAUACGGUACCUUUUUUUCUGAGAGUGCAGAGACAUGUUUUUUAAAUCAAUUAUCUUUUUGAUAUUGUUUURAUUCCUUGGUGUUUGUAAAUAUUGCCAUCGGUAGAACACAUAUUUGUCAAAAUGUUCACACAACAAUCCUUUAUGCAAUUUUAUACAGAUGAAAGAAGAUGUUUUCAUUUGCAUUUACAAGAAUAUGGCUUUUCAAUAAAUUGAAUCCUACCUACAGUACCUGUCUACCAAUGGUUUAGACUAUGAUUGAAGUGUCUUGUCAGUGAAUGUGAUUUAGUACGUAUAUUUCUGAUGAUGCCUCUUGGCCAGGGCACAACAGAGCAAUAGAUGAUUUGAAUGAAACUCACAUGAACCAGGUAUCCAUCCAGCCUUUUUACACGAGUAAAGUACAUGAUAGAUAAAAAAUGUCACGGCACGCCAAAUGGAAAUAGCUAAUUUGUUGGUAAACUUUCCAAAUGUCAAUAAAWCAAAAUACU
Molecule: messenger RNA, 2393 nt
Organism: Salvelinus sp. IW2-2015
Lineage: Eukaryota; Metazoa; Chordata; Actinopteri; Salmoniformes; Salmonidae
Product: stonustoxin subunit beta-like
Exons: 4
Coding region: 123-845 (240 amino acids)
Molecular function (GO): protein binding
Source: RefSeq, a predicted model, not a curated record